Macaca mulatta (Rhesus monkey) is the source of this 6057-nucleotide messenger RNA. The record is from RefSeq and is a predicted model, not a curated record. Lineage: Eukaryota; Metazoa; Chordata; Mammalia; Primates; Cercopithecidae.
GUCCAUGGGGCGGGAGCGCGAGUCCGCGGUGGUGGCUGGGCGCUCAGUGAAGACGCCAUUCCGCCACGAAAACGCCCGCGACGCCGCUCCGCGGUGGGGCGAGGCGGGCUGGCCGGACCUGCGAAGCCCCACGAGCUCGGCGCCGGCUGGCUGCGGCCUUGCUCUGCCUCCCCGGCCUGGCCGCGAGGCUCCCGCAAGCCGGCAUCCGCUAGCACCGGGGCCGACCCGACUCUCUCGGGCCUCAGACGGCGAGGGCCGUGGAAAACUCCGGUGCGGCCUCUUCCCCGGAAGUCCCCCAGUGGGCUCCGGCCGCUCUGGCCCGCGCGCGCCCGGCUCGCUGGUGCCCUGGGCGGCGCCCGGCCGCUGGCGCUUCUCCGGCGCUAGGGGGCGCGCGGCCGCGGUGGAGCCGCACUGGGCCGCGGCGGCCGCUCGACUGCUCUGAGACGCGGUCCGGACGCGCACCGCCCCCGCCCGCGUUCCCCCGGCAACCUGCGGCCGCCGCCAUGGACGCGCUGUUGGGCACAGGGCCUCGCCGGGCUCGCGGCUGCCUGGGCGCGGCUGGACCCAGGUCUUCAGGCCGCGCGGCGCGGACCCCGGCGGCGCCCUGGGCGCGCUUCUCCGCCUGGCUGGAGUGCGUGUGCGUGGUCACCUUCGACCUGGAGCUGGGCCAGGCGCUGGAGCUGGUGUAUCCAAAUGACUUCCGGCUCACAGACAAGGAGAAAAGCAGCAUCUGCUACUUGUCUUUUCCUGACUCACACUCAGGCUGCCUUGGAGACACUCAGUUCAGCUUCCGCAUGCGCCAGUGUGGAGGGCAGAGGAGCCCCUGGCAUGCCGACGAUAGGCACUACAACAGCAGGGCCCCCGUGGCACUGCAGAGGGAGCCGGCGCACUACUUUGGCUACGUGUACUUCAGACAGGUGAAGGACCGCUCCGUGAAGAGGGGCUACUUCCAGAAGUCUUUGGUGCUGGUGUCCCGCCUGCCCUUUGUCCGGCUGUUCCAGGCGCUGCUAAGCCUCAUUGCCCCUGAGUACUUUGACAAGCUGGCGCCCUGCCUGGAAGCAGUGUGCAGUGAGAUCGACCAGUGGCCGGCGCCUGCACCUGGGCAGACCCUGAACCUACCUGUCAUGGGCGUUGUUGUCCAGGUGCGCAUCCCAUCCAGGGUGGACAAGUCCGAGUCCAGUCCUCCGAAGCAGUGUGAUCAAGAGAACCUGCUGCCAGCCCCAAUGGUUCUUGCUAGCGUCCACGAGCUGGACCUGUUCAGGUGCUUCCGGCCCGUGCUGACUCACGUGCAGACACUGUGGGAGCUUGUGCUCCUUGGGGAGCCCCUGCUGGUCCUGGCACCCUCGCCCGACGUGUCCUCAGAGAUGGUGCUGGCCUUGACCAGCUGCCUGCAGCCCCUCAGGUUCUGCUGCGACUUCCGUCCCUACUUCACCAUCCAUGACAGCGAGUUCAAGGAGUUCACCACACGCACGCAGGCCCCACCAAACGUGGUCCUGGGAGUCACAAACCCUUUCUUUAUCAAAACACUCCAGCACUGGCCCCACAUCCUCCGAGUCGGGGAGCCCAAGAUGUCAGGAGACCUUCCUAAGCAAGUCAAGCUGAAAAAGCCUUCAAGGUUGAAGACCCUGGACACUAAGCCAGGUCUGUGUUCCCCUCGACCUGGAGCCCCUCCACGGUGGAGGGGCCUGUCUUGUACCUGGUGGGUCUCCCGGGUGGGGCAGCCCAGCCUCCCGACCCCUGCUCCUCUCCCAGGACUCAGCAGCAGAGCCCAGACCCCUCAGCCCGGUCCCCCGACCCCUGCUCCUCUCCCAGGACCCAACAGCAGAGCCCAGACCCCUCAGCCCGGCCCCCCGACCCCUGCUCCUCUCCCAGGACUCAGCAGCAGAGCCCGGACCCCCUCAGCCCGGCCCCCCGACCCCUGCUCCUCUCCCAGGACUCAGCAGCAGAGCCCGGACCCCUCAGCCCGGCCCCCCGACCCCUGCUCCUCUCCCAGGACUCAGCAGCAGAGCCCGGACCCCUCAGCCCGGCCCCCGACCCCUGCUCCUCUCCCAGGACUCAGCAGCAGAGCCGGACCCCUCAGCCCGGCCCCCCGACCCCUGCUCCUCUCCCAGGACUCAGCAGCAGAGCCCGGACCCCUCAGCCCGCCCCCCGACCCCUGCUCCUCUCCCAGGACUCAGCAGCAGAGCCCGGACCCCUCAGCCCGGCCCCCCGACCCCUGCUCCUCUCCCAGGACUCAGCAGCAGAGCCCGGACCCCUCAGCCCGGCCCCCCGACCCCUGCUCCUCUCCCAGGACUCAGCAGCAGAGCCCGGACCCCUCAGUCCGGCCCCCCGACCCCUGCUCCUCUCCCAGGACUCAGCAGCAGAGCUCGGACCCUCGGACCCUCGGGGAGGGGGCGCCUUCUUGUCUUCUUCAGUGGGUCCCUGUGUCUGGGGUGGGGUGGGUGAGAUUUUCAGGUGCAGCCAAGGGCAUGGGGCUGCAGGCAGAUGAGACCCCCACCCUGGCUCCUCUGUGGGGCUGCAGGAGUGUGGGAGGGGGGCCCUUGAAGGGCGGGGCGCCAGCUGUGCCCUCCCGCCAGGCCUCUACACCGCGUACACAGCCCACCUCCACCGCGACAAGGCGCUGCUUAAACGGCUGCUCAAGGGCGUGCAGAAGAAGCGGCCAUCAGAUGUGCAGAGCGCCCUGCUGCGGCGGCACCUCCUGGAGCUCACCCAGAGCUUCAUCAUCCCUCUGGAGCACUACAUGGCCAGCCUCAUGCCCCUGCAGAAGAGCAUCACGCCCUGGAAGACUCCCCCCCAGAUCCGGCCCUUCAGCCAGGAGGACUUCCUGCGUAGCCUGGAGCAUGCCGGGCCCCAGCUCACCUGCAUCCUCAAGGGCGACUGGCUGGGUCUCUACAGGGUCAGCCCUGUGGCCCUGCCUGUCCGUCCCCAGGGUCAGCCCCGGGGCCCUGCCUGUCAAUCCCCACAGGCGGUUUUUCAAGUCCCCCCAUUUUGACGGCUGGUACCGGCAACGGCACAAGGAGAUGGCCCUGAAGCUGGAGGCCCUGCACCUGGAGGCUAUUUGUGAGGCGAACAUUGAGACCUGGAUGAAAGACAAGUCCGAGGUGGAGGUCGUGGACCUGGUCCUGAAACUUCGUGAGAAGCUGGUGCGGGCUCAGGGCCACCAGCUCCCUGUGAAGGAGGCAACGCUGCAGCGGGCCCAGCUGUACAUCGAGACGGUCAUCGGCUCCCUGCCCAAAGACCUGCAGGCCGUCCUGUGCCCUCCCUAGGACAGAGCCAAGGGCCACGGUCCCAGGGUCCUAGGUCUGCCUGAGCCUCCUGCUCCCCAGUGGCGGCGGCACUGGGCCAAGCACACGCUCCCCUUCCUUGGCCCCCCGCCCAGACUGCAGGCUCCUCCAUUGUCUCAGCAGUAAAGGCGACAUUUGGAACCACAGCAUGGCCCUGACCGUAGGGAUUCCGUGCAGGCGGAGCCUUGCCUCCUCCUGGGCCCCACCUGGCCUCCACAGACCUUAGGCUGGGACUGGGGCGGGGACAGGCUGGGAGCCCUCGCUGAUGUGGGUGCGUCUACCGUCUGCCCCUCCCGGUGCCCAUCUGUUGGCCCCCAAGCCCCCUGCACUGUGUGUGGUGGUUCCUUCAGCCCAACAGGCUGCCCAGGACAGGAGGGACCCUCUCCUGACCAGCCACCGAUUCGUCUUAUCUGGGGAUGGGAGGCUGUUUUGCACACCGUCAUCAACUUGAGAAGGAGAGAGACUGCUUUGCAGUGUGAAGAGCUCUGCCCACCACCCCUGAUGCCCCUCUGGGCCCCCACCUGCUUGGGGCUGUGGUUUGUUGGGAGGUAGGGGUUGGGCAGGGGGCGGUGUGGGGCCCAGCACCUCUGCUAGGAGAGCUGGCUCAGCCUGGCCCUCAGAGGGUCCACAGCACCUUCCUGGUUCCCAGUCCUGGAGCCCCCACCAUGCGCCAGCUCCAUAUGUCCCUCCUGGGAGGUGGACAAGGCUCCUGUCGUCCAAGUGUGUCCGUCCAUGCCCCACAUGCAGCCCAAGGGGCUCUGGACUUCGGCUUGACCCUGCCUUUGGCUGAAGCCUGCAUGUCUCCCUUUCCUUGGUAAGGGGUGAAGAUCCCUAAGAGCCACCUCUGGGUCAUGUGCUCCCCCUGUGACACCUGCAGGCACUGAGGCCCAUGGGUACGGUGUUGGCACUGCGCAGCACACGGUGACGGUACUGUCAGGGCUCCGGACAGCCAAGCCCCGCUCAGCAUCACACACUGUGUGCCCAGGAAUAGGUCCCCUGACCACUCAGACCCUCAGACUCCUUGCCUGAGCGACCCAGCAGUGCAGAUGCCCGACAUGGUGCUGGGAGGGUCACUCAUGGAGAAUGGGCUUUGUACCCUGCGAAGCCGGGCAGGUGCUGGCCAGGGGACACAGGGCUGGGGGAAGGACUUUUCUUUUUCUUCUGAGGCCCCCAUUCAGUCUGUAGAAGGUAGCCUUCGUUCAGCACGCGUGCGCAAUGUACUGUUUGUGUUCUCAUUGGUGGUCUCGGACCACAUCCUCCAGCCAGGCGGUGUAGAGUGAGCACUGCCAGCCACUUCAGUGCAGGGCGUGACCGAGCCACGAGGACAGCGGGGUCAGGUGUCUGGACGACAGGUAGUUCUCAGAACUUGGUACAUGUCAACUUGUCCAGCCAGACUGCGCCUAGGACAGCCUGUCCCUGUCACCAUUCUACAGACAAGGACACAGAGGCAGCCGGGAGGGUGACAAAGGGGAGCUGUCGAGCCCAGAUGUCUGGUGCAGGGUCCAAGGACGUGACCACGUUAAACAGAACACGUAGAGGCUGAGGCGGCAAACCUGUUCUGUGGCGGGGCAAGCCGGGGACCUGAGGGUGAGAAAGGUCCCGGCCUCAAAUUCUGCUUGGGCCUCCCAACUGUAGCAUGGGGGGACCAGCCUCCCUACUGAGGGCUUGGUCUCUAGAGGGUCUGCAGAGAUGCUGGCACCUCCUGUGUGACCAGCUUGAACACUGACCUCCGUAAGAUGGGGCCUGGGGGCCAGUAUAGGCCCUGCCAUCAGCUGCCCUCCACCAGGGCCCUCUGCAAAAGCCUUGUGCUGGUGGCCCGUCCCCUGAGUACCACCACUUCAAGGUGUCGAGGAAGCUUGGGAAGACAAUCCGCCCCUCUCACAACUGUGGCCCCCCUUUGGGGAGUGCACCCCAAGGACCACGGUGGCAUGUGCUUCCCCACACCACAGUCUCACCUCAUGGCUUUCUGAGGGCUGCCCCACAGCACAGAGGGCUGCAGACCCACAGGGCUGCAGGGAGGAGCUUCAGGCUAGUCUCCGAACCCCCCAGGGACCCUGGCCACUGUCUGUCCAGAAACGCACAAGCAGAUUUCCCUGGAGGGCUCUGGUAAGGCCACAUAGGUGGGCGGGUGGGAGACUUGGUGGGGGGCACUGGGCCAGGCGGCCAGCAUUGCCCUGGGCAGAAGCCAAGGCUAAGGUGGAGGGUAGUGUCCCAGCCCCUCUUCCUCAGGGCCUGUCCCCACCUAUGCAGAAGAGGCCUGGGGUGGAAUGUGGCCUGGGGUGAAUGGGUGAGGGCUGGGCAUGGAGAUCUGCCAGCUCCAUCUGUCCCGAUGCCUCUUGUGGCCCCCCAGUGUCAAGGCCGCUCUGAGUUGGCUGAGCCUCUGUCCAGGGCUGGGCCAUGGCCCUCCCCUCCCCACGCACACCAGGCCAGGGGCAGGCAGUGAAGAGACAGGAAGGCCCAGAAAGCUCUACCCCUGGCCACAGUGCCAGCCCCCGCAGGCAAGAGGGCUUGCUGGGCAGAACUGUUGGCAAGGGUGAGGACUGCUGUGGUUACAGGCCUCCUGAAGGACAGGGACCACAGAACCCAGAGGGUGGAGAGAGCUGGGAGCAGGUCUGGAGUGGGGCUGGGGGCUGAGGAUGCACACAGGGCGUGCUCAGGGACAGGAAGGACAGCUGCUCAGCCUCAAGCUUCCUGCUGGCUAUUUAAAGACUCCCUUUUGGUCUAGAACAGAGGCCUUCCCACGGCUUUGGUAUUAAAAUGUCCUUUUGUGACA